Molecule: messenger RNA, 3213 nt
Organism: Rhineura floridana
Lineage: Eukaryota; Metazoa; Chordata; Lepidosauria; Squamata; Rhineuridae
Gene: LSS
Product: lanosterol synthase
Exons: 22
Coding region: 113-2194 (693 amino acids)
Biological process (GO): cholesterol biosynthetic process; triterpenoid biosynthetic process
Cellular component (GO): lipid droplet
Molecular function (GO): lanosterol synthase activity
Source: RefSeq, a predicted model, not a curated record
GCGCGAUGUAUAAUGGGUGGCUCCUGCCGACAACAUCGCUCUUUAAUUCAUCUUUUCAUAUGCCGGUGCGAUUUCAAAGUGUGUGUUGUGGAUACCUGGCUUGAGGAACAAGAUGAAUGGGACAUGUUUGCGGAGAAGACGAGGUGGCCCAUAUAAAACAGAACCUGCUUCAAACUUAACCCUCUGGCGCUUGAGUAAUGAAGAGGGUCGGCAGCGGUGGCAAUAUCUGGCAGAUGGUGAGGGUGGUGAUCGGGAACAAACUAUGUUGGAAGCUCACUCUCUAGGGCUGGACACGAGUAAAUUCUUCCCUGACUUGCUGAAGGCCCGCACAGCACAGGAGGCAGCGAUGAAUGGGAUGAAGUUUUAUUCAGGCCUACAAGCAGAAGAUGGCCAUUGGGCUGGGGACUAUGCAGGGCCUCUCUUUUUAAUGCCAGGGCUGCUAAUCACAUGCUAUAUUGCCAAGAUCCCACUGCCAGAAGAGAGCAAGAAGGAGAUGGUGCGGUAUUUGCGUUCAGUUCAGCUCCCAGAUGGAGGAUGGGGCCUGCAUGUUGAGGACACAUCUAAGGUAUUUUCUACUGCUCUCAACUACACAGCCAUGCGAAUCCUUGGGGUCAGUCCCGAUGACCCGGACCUGUUGCAGGCCCGAAACAGCCUCCAUAGCAAAGGAGGUGCUGUGGGAAUCCCUUCCUGGGGUAAAUUUUGGUUGGCUGUCCUGAAUGUCUACAGCUGGGAAGGACUGAACACACUUUUCCCUGAGAUGUGGUUGUUCCCUCCCUGGAUGCCAGGCCACCCUUCCACUCUUUGGUGUCACUGCCGUCAGGUUUAUUUGCCAAUGGCCUACUGCUAUGCCACACGUCUUACUGCAGAAGAAGAUGAACUUGUCCUGAGCCUCCGAGAGGAAUUGUACAUACAAGACUAUUCCAGUAUUGACUGGCCAGCACAGAGAAACAAUGUAGCUGCAGAUGAUGUCUACACACCACACAGCUGGCUGCUCACAGUUGUCCAUGCCCUAGUCAACAUCUACGAAAGAUUCCACAGCACAAUUCUGAGACAGCGAGUCAUGGAGCACCUAUAUGAGCACAUUAAAGCCGAUGACCGAUUCACUAAGUGCAUCAGCGUUGGCCCUAUAUCUAAAACAAUUAACAUGCUUGUGCGCUGGUAUGUGGAGGGAGACAAGUCUCUUGCAUUCCAAGAACACGUUUCCAGAAUCCCUGACUAUCUCUGGCUGGGACUGGAUGGCCUGAAGAUGCAGGGUACCAAUGGAUCGCAGCUUUGGGAUACAGCAUUUGCUAUCCAAGCCUUCCUAGAGGCUGGUGCCCAGAAGAAGGAUGAAUUUACCUCGUGUCUGCUACGUGCGCAUGAGUUCUUGAGAAUCACUCAGAUUCCAGAUAACCCACCUGAUUAUGAGAAGUACUACCGUCAGAUGAGCAAGGGUGGAUUUCCUUUCAGCACUCGUGACUGUGGUUGGAUUGUAGCUGACUGCACUGCUGAGGGGCUGAAGUCAGUAAUGCUUCUGCAGGAGAAUUGCUCAUUCAUAAAGGAUCAUAUCCCACCCAACCGCCUCUUUGAUGCUGUGAAUGUGUUGCUGAACAUGCAAAAUGCUGAUGGUGGCUUUUCUACCUAUGAAACUAUGCGUGGGGGCUGGCUGCUGGAGCUACUGAAUCCUUCUGAGGUGUUUGGUGAUAUCAUGGUGGACUACACAUACGUAGAGUGCACCUCAGCAGUGAUACAGGCACUGAAGCAUUUCCAUGAGCGCUUCCCGGAACAUAGGGCACUGGAGAUCAGAGAGACGUUGCAAAAGAGCAUCCGGUUCUGUCGGAAACUGCAGAGGGCUGAUGGCUCCUGGGAAGGGUGUUGGGGUGUGUGCAUCACCUACGGCACAUGGUUCGCACUGGAAGCAUUUGCUUGUAUGCAGCACACCUACCACGAUGGAGUGGCCUGCAGGGAGGUGUCACGGGCUUGUGAGUUCUUGGUCUCCAAACAGAUGGAGGAUGGUGGUUGGGGAGAGGACUUUGAAUCUUGUGAACAGCGCAGAUACAUCCAGAGUGCCACAUCCCAAAUCCACAACACCUGCUGGGCUCUUCUGGGACUGAUGGCUGUAAGGUAUCCAAACAUCAGAGUCCUGGAAAGGGGGAUCAAAGUUUUGAUUGACAAACAACUGCCUAAUGGGGACUGGCCUCAGGUACCGUUUUAAGAAGGCUGCGGGCAUGAAAACUGGUUGAAAGUGAUGGAAGUCCGAGCACUGCGAUACUGUUUAUAGGAUGGAGCUGCUCAACCCAUUUAUUUUUUCAAAAUAUGUUUCUAUGAGAAAAGAAAAUUAACACACAACAAACAAGAUACAUACGUGUAUGCAGAAUGGAAAAAGUAUUGUGCUUCGGCUGCUGCUCUCCAGAAGUUCCACAGCAGACCUUACCCCCCUUCAAGGACAUGCCCUUCUUUCAUCCCUAGAACUGGAGUGCCUCCUCUUCAGCAGUUGGAUAGAUGGUGGCUGCAGGCUCUUUUUGACAUCCACAGUGACUGAAGCGGGGUGUGUGUAUGCUUGUGUGAUGACAAUAUUAAUGAUCCACUCACCAGGUUUGGAUGUCAUAGUUGCUGUUCCAACUGCUGCUCUCUCAAGGUUCCAUAAUGGCCACAGGGAGCAAAUAGUGUCUGCCACCAUCAGAACUACGGUCCCGGGCUAUGGUCUGAAGGCACGUGAGGCCAGCUCUCUGCUGAAGCUAAGCAGCGUCAGGUGUGGUCGGUGCCUGGAUGGGAGACCGCCUGGGAACCAUAUGUAAGCCGCCUUGGGUUUCUAGCAUGGAAAGAAAGGCGGGGUAUAAAAGGAAUGAAUGAAUGAAUGAACUAGGGCCAGGUAGCACCAGAUAUUUUAAGCCCUAGGGCUGGCACACCACCUCACAGGCAGCCAGUUGCAUAAUGUGUGGCUCUGGGCUCCUCCAAACACCCAGUGGUGAUUUGAAGCAGUGGGAAGACAAUCAUGUUAAUUGUCCGUUCCUCAGGCCUUAGAUGUUAACUGUUCUCAGCACUGAGAGGAAAAAAGGGGAAAAAAACACAAAACACGUGAAAGCCCUAAAAAGAAAAAGCCUCAAAAUGGUCCUGAAAUUUAAUAAAAUUGUAAAAUACCCAAUACAUUUCGGUAAAAGUCUUCAGAGGCACUGAAAACAACUGUAAAUAAGCAAACAGACUUCCCAUUCCUGAUGCAUAAUGUAUAUAAUA